UUCUCCAGACCACGCAAGGCAGGGAAGUUGAAGAGGAGCGCAAUGUCAGCCGCGGUGAGGGAGAGAACGACAUCGCACACCAGUAGAAAGAUCGUGAGUCAUGGUGGUCCUAUAUCUGGCCAGAGCCAAACAACCACGGCCAACAGCCUCGAAAACAACUUAGAUGCUCUUCUUGAGGACUUGCAAACAAGUGUCUCAAGAAGUGCCACCCCGAGUCGCGGUGGCAGGGCACUCUCGCCUCAAGUGGAGUAUCGUGUAGCUGCAAAUCCAACCAAGGUGGUCUCUGAAGCCAGAGGCAUUUCACCAACUCGAACGAUGACAACCACCACUGAAAAGUACGUGACCACUGGGCUGAGUGGUGCACCGAGUGGUAUACCUGGCUUGGACUUUAUCGAUUCAGAAUUGCAAAAUGUAAGUUGCACAUAUAACGUUUGCUUCGGCUUUACUCAUUUCUUUAUACGCGUGUACCUCUCUAUCUAAAAAUGAAAAUGUCCCUGUUUUAACAAGCCUGAAUGUUGAUUAACUGCAUUUUUUAGAAACAUUUCCGAAUUUUUGAGAAAUUCAAAAUUCCAGCAAUUUGGUAGAUCAAGCAAAUUUCUACGUAGAUUCUAUUUAUACUCAUAAAAGAUAUAAAAUUGCAAAAGACAGGUCUGAUCUAGUUAUUUUGGUUCAAUGAAACUCGCUAAAUGACUCGUUAUUAUGCUGCUUUUUAUCUCUGUUUCAAAUAAAAUUCACCAUUGGCUUAAUUACAUUGUACAGUCAGAAUUAUUAAUGCGUAUAUUGUUCUGUUUGCUUUUAUCCGAGUGAAACGCAGAAAACUAACGUGACACAAAAAAAUCGCUUUGAAAACGUUUGGACUGGCAUACAACCACUGUAAUUUCAGUGUCUACUUUUUUACACGUUCUUUUGUUGAAACCUAACAGUUCCAAUUAUAUGUCAAAGAGAUUGCAUCGGUCGAGAUUUGCCUCGAGGUGGUAUACUGUUUGCACGGAUCCAUAUCUACGUACUUAAUAUACAGGCGCACGAUGUAUCAGAAUGAUCAUAGCAUGCAGUGAGAUCAGUCUUUAUACUCGAAAGUACCGUAGUCUUCAUGGUUACCAUCAGAAAAUCCGACUCGACAUUCAACCAAAAUAAAUCGGCCUGAUAUACGAUCUCAUACUACUCGAAUACUGAACUUGAAAUUAGAACUCAGAACUAGAUCACCUUAUAUUUCAAAUCUAACAUCUAAGUAUUACUCGAUUGACUUAGCUACUUACUUCAAAUAUAUUUCUUACUAAUCAAUAUUGUUUUUAAUGUUAUUUUUGAUAUUCACGCUUCCACGUGAAGUCUUGUCCACAAAAUCUUUAAGUAAACACAGUAGUUUUUCAAAGCUUCAGCUCUGAUGAUUUUCUUGGAUUUGCCUGAAAGGUUUCUUCUAUGGAUGCUACAACUUCUUCACUAACACGUGGCUUACCAGACUGUGACUUAUUAUUGACAGAACUUGUUUCUUGAAAUUUUUUCAUCCAAUAUGUGAAUAUAGAAUUCCUUGGUGCUUCUUUCUUGUAUUGGGUUCUAAACCUUCUUUGGACAGCAACGAUAGCUUCUCAGCCAACCAAAGAACACAAUUUACUUGUUCUUCUAUAAAGACAAAAAAAAAGAACUAGAUACAUCAAGCUUUCUAAUUCCUUUUGCAGAUUUUUUUUCUAUCGCAUAUACUCACAAAGUUAGAACAAUUUCAGAUUUUAUAGACACUAUAUUGCAUUAUAUUAUAUUUCAUAAAUACUAUAAAUUUAUAAUAUCAUAUACAUCUGCUACAUAAUAAUACAAUAAUUGACAUACGUAGCUAUUAUAUAUCUAUAUAGAUAAUACAAAGUUGUAAAUAUGGUAAAUGAACAUUCUAACAAAUCAGAAGCUUAUUCAAUGUUUUCACUUACCCUGUUUAAAUUUUCAUCAUUCUUUGGACAGCAACGAUAGAUUCUCAGCCAACCAAAGAAUACAAUUUACUCUUUCUUCUAGUGAAGCCAUGGUCAUUCUAUACAGACAAAACAAAAACUAGAUACAUCAAGCUUUCUAAAUCCUUUUGUAGAUUUUUUUCUAUCGCAUGUGCUCACAAAGUUGGAACAAUUUCAGAUUUUAUAGACACUAUAUUGUAUUAUAUUAUGAUACAAUAUCAAAAGAUUUUUAACGAUUUGUUAGAAUAUUCAUCUACUAUAUUUACAAUUGUGUAACAAAAAAUUAUAUUUCGUAAAUACUGUAAAUUUAUAAUAUCAUAUACAUCUGCCACAUAAUAAUACAAUAAUUGACAUACAUAGCUAUUAUAUAUCUAUAUAGAUAAUACAAAGUUGUAAAUAUGGUAAAUGAACAUUAUAACUCUAAUCAGAAGCUUAUUCAAUGUUUUCACUUACCCUGUUUAAAUUUUCAUCAUUCACAAUUUAAAUGAAGGACACAAAUGACUCGAGAACCAUGGCGAAUUUAACAAAAAAGAUAUGCAAGAGACACUUCAUCCAUCAUCACGCGAGACGCAUCAUUCAUACAUGCAAACGAGUUGAAGAAAAGAGCCUUACCCCUCGGAAGAUAAUCUGAAAUCUCGAGAAUGAUGGAUCAUCGAUACAAUUAUGCUGGCUAGAGCAGACCUCUAAAUUCCAUUCAGCUCACAAUACUUUGAUGCGAUCGCAUCGAUAGCGUCUGUGGCCGAGAAGUAAGAUGGUCGGCUGCUUCUUACCGGGAAUGCGGUAUCAUAAAUCUGGCAUCUCGCGAGAUACAUCAUGCAUUAGAAGAUCAUGCAAAAUCGCUGUCCAGAGCUACGGGUCUAGGGUAAUUGCGGCAUUUCCUUAGCUGGUCAGCCCGUAAUCUGAACAUUCAAUGAAAACGUUGAUUUGUUACACGUGCAAUUUAUCGCGCGCAUCUUACGCUCGCGCGGAUAAAACGCUUUCAACCCUUAAGGUACGCAAGAACACCGCCUAUUCACAUUUGCAUACGAAAUAACAGCAUCUCAACUAUGAAAACGCUAAAUCCAUGGCAAGUCGUUCGCGUAGAAUUUACAUUCCAGUUCAGCUUUAAUUGGAUAUCGGCUGUGUUCGCAGGAACGUUCAAACGUUAUACGUGUUGAUCUACAUGUACGUACGUAGAUCGACACCGUUUUUGAAGAUCAGUUUUCAUUAUCACAGAGUUAAAGUGGAAUCGCUCAGUUCGCAAAUGACGAAAAAUCUGAAUUCGCGUUAGGAAAUUGUUGUUUUCACAUGAAAUAUUCAAUCGUAGAAACACGAAGAUUAAGAAGGAUUAAAAAAUAGAUAUUUUAAGAAUGUGGGAACGAAUUGUUCAAAAGCGUGUACAGAAAACACUGCAAAGGAAUGUUUCAAAAUAUUUCGAUUCAUCAAUUUCAUGAGUUUAUUCCAUUAAAAAGAUUCUUCUUUCGAACACUCUGUGUUAGAAAUUAAAUUCAAUAAAAAAUUAUUGUUGCCAUUAUUCUCGAAUGUUCGUAAUCAUUACUUAAUACGUUGAGAAGAGAUUCGAAACCUCGUCCCGAUGAAAUAUUCAUUAUCUCGUCUCUGAGAGUACUGAAAAUUCCAAGUGACUCGACACACUGUUACCGAUCCCACCAACGCGUUUUAUGUGGGAUUUUCGUUACAGUUAUCAGCUUAAAAGGAGAGUCACUUGAAGACGACCCACAUGUUUUGCAAUAAACACACUACAAUUAUUCAUCGAGCUACGUUAGUACGUUCAUUAAUAUUGGAGCGCUUGUGGGAAGAUUACGAAACAAAAUUAUUAGAAAUUUAACGAAAAUCUCGAGAUUAUUAAUUUAUUUAGAAUCUCACGAUAAGAAGAACUUAUUUCAAAUUCUAUUAAAAAUGUCAUUAAUGAUCGAUAGUUUCCGAAAGUUUUCAGCAAAUUCGUCCAAACAUCCUGAUUUUUAAAACUGCUUUUUCGUAAAAAAGUAAUGUUAUUCGUAUAAUUUGAUGCGACAUAUAUGUCAAAAUAGUUUGUAAUUAAAUUUAAUUCCCUAUAAAAUUAACUUACGUUUCCGUAUUUUAUGGUAUGAAGGUAGAUCAUGAAUAAUGUCAUAUGAUGUAGAAUAUUAUUCUUAAGCGAACGACUGUAUGGCGAGAAAAUGUAACACGACCUGUGUGGCGGGAUAUCGUAUUAUCACUCCAAUCAAUUUUUUUAAAGAUUGAAAUUUCGAGUAUAUAACUUUUUAACAUAGAACUUACAUUCUUGUUUUUGUAUUUAAUUUAUCCAUGCAUUAAACAUUAAAAUUUUAAAAAAUCUUUAACUAAUCAUCUCUUUAAAUUAUUCAUUAAAAUAAUACUUAGAUUUAAACACUCUAAAUUGGAAAAUUUUUAAUAAUAAUAAUUUAAAAUAAUAAUAAUGACAAAAAUAUGAAUUUCACAAUAAUAUCAUGCUAAUACAUACUUUCAAGUCAAGUUUCUCUUAAACUAAAACUAGAUAUAAAUUAUUUUUAUAACUUUAAAUGCAUCAAAAUGAUUGCUUAUAUCUAUCAAAAUCUGAUAGAUAUAAGAUCGUUAAUCGUAAGAAAUAAUAUAAUAUAAAAAGAGUUGUAAGUGUUUUUGUUUACAACAAUGUUUGAUAAAAUUUUUAUUUCUGUUUUAGGUGCAGCCUGGUCAAAGCAAAACGAUCGCUUACAAACAGGUGUCGUAUCAAUAUAACAAGAAUCUCGAUGGUAAACCAAUUGGUAAGUUUAUAUUAAUACUUCUAGCUCUGACUUUCAAAAUUAUUUAAUCAAUUUUUCGACAAAUAAAAUAUAUAAAAAAACCUUGGAACUAUUUAAGAAUUCACGACUGUAAACCAGAUAACAAUUCAAUCGAAAAUUAUAUUUAUUGCUUAACUUCAAAAUUAAACGUUAAAUUUUGGAUAAGGAGUGUAUGUCCCUUUUCAAUGAUUAUUAGUCAGCAAUUGAAAGAUAUAGAAUUAUCAGUUUUUGCACUUUUGUAGAAAUUAUCAACAGUCUCCUAAUUAAACGUGUACUACUUCGUAUCAUUCUGGUAAAUUUUCUAUUAACUAUUGAAGAACAU
Heterotrigona itama is the source of this 5009-nucleotide messenger RNA. NCBI's taxonomy places the organism in Eukaryota, Metazoa, Arthropoda, Insecta, Hymenoptera, Apidae. The record is from the annotation of a GenBank genome assembly.